Molecule: messenger RNA, 1180 nt
Organism: Tyto alba (common barn owl)
Lineage: Eukaryota; Metazoa; Chordata; Aves; Strigiformes; Tytonidae
Gene: BUD23
Product: BUD23 rRNA methyltransferase and ribosome maturation factor
Exons: 12
Coding region: 22-870 (282 amino acids)
Biological process (GO): rRNA (guanine-N7)-methylation
Cellular component (GO): nucleolus
Molecular function (GO): rRNA (guanine) methyltransferase activity
Source: RefSeq, a predicted model, not a curated record
GCAGUGACGUCACGCGGCGGCAUGGCGGGCAGCGGGCGGCGGCCGGAGCACCGCGGGCCGCCCGAGCUGUUCUACGAUGAGGCCGAGGCGCGGAAGUACACUCAGAACUCCCGGGUGGUGGAGAUCCAGUCGCAGAUGUCGGAGCGGGCAGUGGAGUUGCUGGGACUGCCUGAGGACCGGCCGUGCCUCCUCCUGGACGUGGGCUGUGGCUCUGGGCUGAGCGGGGAUUACAUCUCUGAAGAAGGUCACUACUGGAUUGGCAUGGACAUCAGCCCUGCCAUGCUGGAUGUGGCCGUAGAGAGGGAGGUGGAAGGAGACCUCCUCCUUGCAGAUGUGGGUCAUGGCAUUCCCUUCAGGCCUGGCAUGUUUGACGGCUGUAUCAGUAUUUCUGCAGUGCAGUGGCUUUGUAAUGCUGAUAAGAAAUCACACAGCCCUCUAAAACGCCUUUAUCAAUUCUUCUCAACUCUUUAUACUGCCUUGGCCCGAGGAUCCCGAGCCGUCCUGCAGCUGUACCCCGAGAACUCAGAACAGCUGGAGCUCAUCACGGCCCAAGCCAUGAGAGCUGGCUUUACCGGGGGAAUGGUGGUAGAUUACCCCAACAGUGCCAAAGCCAAGAAGUUCUUCCUUUGUCUCUUUGUUGGGGCAUCUGGUGCGUUACCGAAGGGCCUUGGUACUGAGUGUGCUGAUGGAGAAGAGAUACACCAGGCAAAGUUCACCAAUGAGAGGACACGGUUCAGAAACGCCAAGGGCAAGUCUGUGAAGAAAAGCCGGGACUGGAUUCUUGAGAAGAAGGAGCGUAGACGGCGACAGGGCAAGGAAGUGCGAGCAGACACAAAAUACACAGGUCGAAAGCGCCGCCCUCGCUUCUGAAUUGCUCUGGACACUGCUGGUGUGGAAGAUGGUGUAUUGGUCUCUUCAGCGAGCCUCCUGUGGAUGGGCACCCCAGGCCUGAGACUUUCUGGAUCAGGCCAUUUUGGCUCUUGGAGGUGCAAACUGACUCAGGUGCUACCCAACAGCCAACUGCAAAGCUUCCAGCCCUGUUUUCCUGGUGAAGGUAGAGUGGCAGACAGUGCUCUGGCCACUUGGUGUCUGCAAUACCAUUGCUAUCUUCCUGAGAGUGCAGUGAGCCCAUCUGGAGCUCCAGGUGAGCCAGAACAUUAUAUCCAGCUUCCUCCCUAAA